AUGUCACAACUCCCACUUCCGGCCCAGACGCUCCAAGGCAAAGUGGCCAUCGUCACCGGGUCGUCGCGUGGACUGGGGGCGGAAAUGGCCAUGGAUCUGGCCCGACGAGGAGCAAAGGUCGUGGUGACAUAUACCUCGGCGUCGUCGGCGGCCAAGGCAGCACAGAUCGUGUCGGAGAUCCAAGCCCUGCCGAAUGCGAACUCGAAUUCGAAUGCCAGCUCGGCCAGCUCGGCCGCCAUCAGCGUGCGCGCAGAUCUGGGGUCGGAGUCGGGACCGCGCGAGAUUGUGGCAUCGACGCUGGCGGCGUUCGGCCCGCACAUCGACAUCCUGGUCAACAACGCGGCGGUGCAGAUCACGAGGAGGCUGGCCGACCUGUCGACGCAGGACUACGAGGCCGUGUACAACGUCAACGUGCGCGGCGUCAUCCUCAUGACCCAAGCGGUGCUGCCGCAUCUGCGCGCGCCGGCGCGCAUCAUCAACAUCUCGUCGGUCGGCGCCCGCGCCGGCUUCGCCAACUACUCGCUCUACGUGUCGUCCAAGGUGGCGCUGGAAGGCCUGACCCGCGCCUGGGCCGGCGAGCUGGGAAGUGAUGGCACCACCGUCAAUGCCGUGGCCCCGGGCCCCGUGCAGAGCGCCAUGCUCGACACCAUUUCCCCAGACCUGGUCGAGAUGCAAAGGCUCAAUACCCCGGUGGAGAACAGGCUGGGCACAGCCCCCGAAAUCGCCGCCAUCGUCAGCUGGUUGGCCUCGAGCGAUGCUAGUUGGGUUUCCGGUCAGGUGGUCAAUGCCUCCGGUGGCUUUAGUAUGUAUUGA
This is a messenger RNA of Capronia epimyces CBS 606.96, 813 nucleotides long. RefSeq lists its product as uncharacterized. The coding region runs from base 1 to 813 and encodes 270 amino acids. Gene Ontology annotation, molecular function: oxidoreductase activity. The transcript has 2 exons. NCBI's taxonomy places the organism in Eukaryota, Fungi, Ascomycota, Eurotiomycetes, Chaetothyriales, Herpotrichiellaceae. The record is from RefSeq and is a predicted model, not a curated record.